This is a messenger RNA of Schizophyllum commune H4-8, 165 nucleotides long. RefSeq lists its product as uncharacterized. The record is from RefSeq and is a predicted model, not a curated record. The transcript has a single exon. Lineage: Eukaryota; Fungi; Basidiomycota; Agaricomycetes; Agaricales; Schizophyllaceae. The coding region runs from base 1 to 165 and encodes 54 amino acids.
AUGUAUGAUGCGGACUUUCCCUCCUACCCGGCGCCGGUAGAUGAGAGGUUCCUGUGUGGGGCUUCCCGAACCCACCCCGAUGCUUGGGAUCGCUGCAUUGCAGCCAGCGGGGUGGUGGGUUUGACUUCUCCGAAGGCGCGUCCCUACGUGUGCGGGCCCACAUGA